Silurus meridionalis is the source of this 6745-nucleotide messenger RNA. RefSeq names its product G protein-coupled receptor 173 (gene gpr173). Gene Ontology annotation, cellular component: plasma membrane. Bases 1629 to 2792 code for a protein of 387 amino acids. Gene Ontology annotation, molecular function: G protein-coupled receptor activity. The transcript is spliced from 2 exons. Gene Ontology annotation, biological process: G protein-coupled receptor signaling pathway. Lineage: Eukaryota; Metazoa; Chordata; Actinopteri; Siluriformes; Siluridae. The record is from RefSeq and is a predicted model, not a curated record.
UCAGUGCAGUCUGCUCAACUUCCACACCAACCUUGACAAUCUGUGUCUUCAUAGAUCUCCAUAGGUGUUUAUAGAUCUAGAAAGGUACCAUAUGUUUGGGCCCUUUAUUUUGAGUUGUGAGUGCAUCCAAUUUUUGGGGGGAUACAUAUAGUGUAAUAUCAAUCUGUUGAAAAUAUCUAUCAGGUCAGGUGAAAGAGUCGUGCCUCUGUUAAAGUAAUGGAAAAGAUUGAUGUUACAUUAUGUCCCCUUCAUAUACACGCAGUAGCGCGCGAUGGUGCCGAACAUUCCCGAGUGACGUUCGGUCUUUUCCGUAAAAAACCGAGAGCGAGCCGAACUGUUGCCGAGUCGCCUUUUUCUUAUUCACGGUAGAUCAAAAGAGCAUUUUCAUUAUGUCCAUCUUUCACAAUUUUCCACAGAUUACUGAAGACCAUUUGCUGUUGAGGACCAUAUAGGACCAUUUUCUUACAACGAUAUGUUUUUGUUUGUUUUAAUCCAAGGCAGUAUGUGGUUAUGCCUAUGUGUUUUAAAUAGGGCGCCUGUGUGUGCUGUGUAGCCUCCACAUCCACACACAGGAGGAGGAGGAUGAGAGCACUGGGCGAAAGGACAACGUUCACAGCGCUGGAGACGCGGAGAUGCUGAACUCAGCCGACAGCUUGAAUUCGUUUCGAGAGGAGCAGUGUGGAUGUCAUCCUGGCGGAGGAAAACGCGGCUUUCAGCUCCGGUUGACAUUUCGGGGAGAAAUUGAAGACUGUGAGAAAGCAUCAGCUUGAGCUGGAAUGCUAUUAGGGAGCGCCAAGGCGUUCUGAACUGUACCCAGUGCUGCGUACCUCAACAUGACACUGCCGCGUAUCACAGGAUUCUCCAUUAGGCUACCCUAAAAAGAAAAGGCGUAAUCUAAGAGUCUGCCCAUGUAUUUACUGAAUUCUACCACAUUGCGAUGGGAAUAUACUGCUGAUGCUUAGGCUAGCGUUGAUGGGAAACCCGAAGACAUGACAUGCACACGAAAAAAAAGGAAACGACAUUUUUUGCUUUUUAAAUCCCGUGUUUACAUAAGCUAACGAGCCAACACCGGAGACUAGCGUUUUUCGACACGAAACAGGUUUUCUUUUGCGUUAUUUCUUUCCCCCCAGACGUAACCAUUUUGUUUAUUAAUUCGCCUUUUUUUUCUCCCCCAUCCAUCUUAUUACUCUUCCGGUUCUGUUCCUGGCUAAACGAGUUGACAGUCGAUACCCGGCCGCAGAUUUGGAUUCAUGUUUGAUUCUCGGAAAAAGGUGUGCCAUUGGGAAAAGAACGAUUUUUGCAUCAUUUGUGUGUUUUCGGUUCUUGCCAACUGCAACAAGCUCCUGUACAGGCCUGCUGCUGAGGACAAACUGGAGAUUUCCAGGUGUUGUGAAGGGUCAGGAGGAGAGAAAUUGUUGAAAGAGAGCCCCAAAGACAACUGUACAAAAUGAGGCAAUGCAGAACCAGCUACUCCUGUUCUACGUGAGACAACAAAUAGAGGCAACCACGAGGACGAAAAACAGCUCAACCGGAGGAGGUGGAGGAGGAGGUGGUGGUGGAGGUGACAGAAAAGGAGGUGUUGGUUCUAAAGGAGAGGACAAAGCUCUACAAUUAGAGCAGCAAGAGGUAUGGCCCACGGAAACGAGAGUAGUGAUGGGUCCCACAAUGCCCUGGCUGCAGUUGUGGCUACUGCGGGUGGCACCGUGAAUGAAGAGCCUUCAUCAGCUGUGUCUACCUACAUCAAGCUUGUCCUGCUAGGGCUGAUCAUAUGCAUCAGCCUAGUGGGAAACCUGGUGGUAUCUUUGCUAGUAUUAAGAGACAGAUCCCUUCACAAGGCCCCAUACUACUUCUUGUUGGAUCUUUGCUUGGCUGACACAAUUCGGUCAGCAGUCUGCUUCCCCUUUGUACUGGUGUCUAUUAAGAAUGGCUCAACCUGGACCUACAGUGUACUCAGCUGCAAGGUGGUAGCUUUCAUGGCCGUGUUGUUCUGCUUUCAUGCAGCCUUCAUGCUGUUCUGCAUUAGCGUCACACGAUACAUGGCCAUUGCCCACCAUCGGUUCUACUCUAAGCGUAUGACCUUCUGGACGUGUGUUGCUGUGGUGUGUAUGGUCUGGACACUUUCAGUUGCCAUGGCCUUUCCACCCGUAUUUGAUGUGGGCACCUAUAAGUUUAUCCGUGAAGAAGAUCAGUGCAUUUUUGAGCACCGUUAUUUUAAGGCCAAUGACACGCUAGGGUUCAUGCUUAUGCUGGCUGUGCUUAUCCUAGCCACUCACGUGGUCUACAUGAAGCUCUUGCUCUUUGAGUACAAGCACCGCAAGAUGAAGCCUGUCCAGAUGGUACCCGCCAUCAGCCAAAAUUGGACCUUUCAUGGGCCUGGAGCCACUGGCCAGGCAGCCGCCAAUUGGAUUGCAGGUUUCGGCCGGGGCCCAAUGCCACCUACCCUGUUGGGGAUCAGGCAAAACUUGCACAACCAGAACCGACGGCUGCUAGGCAUGGAGGAGUUCAAGGCAGAGAAGCAGCUUGGCAGGAUGUUUUACGUAAUCACUCUGUUUUUUCUGGUGCUGUGGUCACCAUACAUUGUUGCCUGUUAUUGGCGAGUUUUCGUGAAAGCAUGUACCAUCCCACACCGGUACCUCUCCACUACGGUCUGGAUGAGUUUUGCCCAAGCAGGGGUGAACCCCAUUAUUUGCUUUUUCCUUAACAAGGACCUCAAAAAGGGUCUGCUGGCUCAUUUGCCUCCCUGUUGUAGAACUAAACCUCAACUACCCCGUGAGCCUUAUUGUGUCAUGUAAAGACAAGUGUUUAUUCAUUUCUGUUAUCAUUUCCUUUAUUUCUGUUUGGCCUGAUCACAACUGGACAGGUAAUAAGGUUUACAAAAGGUAUUUGGUGUUGGAGGCAUGAGGGAUAUUUUCUUUUGAUGUAAGGUCUUUUGUUGACUUUUUCCAUGAUAUUAUUAAGGGAAAGGGUUCAGGGCUAAAAUGCGUGGCACUCAAUCAAAUGCAAAUUUGUUUUGAGAAACAGUGCUAUUUCAUAUAGCCUUGACGAUGCUAUAGUUCUGAGGACAAAAACUGUUUUCAGAACAAACUCGUUGUUGUUAAUGGGUGUAAGAGGGUUGGAAAUGUGAUUGCUCUAUGAAAAUAGUUAAACAAAACGUUAAAAUUAAUUCACUCAUUUAAUGAUCAUGUGCUGAUAAGCUUUAAAGCUUUUCUUUGGCAUUACUAUUUGAGAAAAUUACUUCUGAAAAAUGCAUAUAUGACAGUAUUAAAUCCAAUUGCAUGUAUUCUUACAUUUUUAAGUGCCGAGGGCCAAAAUAACUUAUGAGAUUUGAAAUGCAAAUUUGGUAUGUGAUUGCAAAAUUUUAACAUGACAGUUUUAAAUAUUUCCUAUAGAACACUGAUUCUUCUGGGGGUUUAGAAAUUUACACUACUUGAAAACAAGUUGAACACUAAUCUUUGAAGUUUAAUCUAAUAGACUGUAGUUGAACUUGCACUUGCUCCCAUGUCUCAUGACGUACCAUGUUUGUCUCUCUGUCAUAUUUAUAAAUUACUUUCCAUUGAUGAAAGUGCUUUAAUGCCGAAAACGACGAGUUCCCGUAUGAUGUGGUUGCUUAAUUCAUGAGUCAUACGUUGAUAUCAAAACAGAAAGUUUAAAACAGCAAAGUCUUUAUAAUAUAAAACUCAUCUUUUCUGAAAGCAUUCAACAUUUUUGUCUGCUUUUGAUGUUCUAGCCGAAAAUCCCCUGAUUGGAUACAUGUACAAAGCACUGAAACCGAGAUGUUACCGAAGUGAAUCAGACUUUUUUGGACGAUCCUUUAUGAUGUUUAAGAGUACAAAAUUGGCAGUUACUUGAAUCCAAUUUGAUGUCAUAUCAAUAAGUGCAUAACAACUUUCAACAUUUUAAAAGAAAGACGUUUUAUGAGAAAAUGCAGAACACCUGCACUUGCGUUAUUAAAUUAAGUGAUAUUCUAUUAUUAAAACAAUGUUAGUUGCGACAUUCAGCAUACAAUAUUAUUUAUAAUCAGGCUGUGGUUGUUUGACCUACCACAGAGGUCAUAUAAUAACACUCACUAACAAAAUAUGAAACUAAGCAUAUUAAAAUAAUAUUUAUGAGCAGUAUCAGUUGAUGAGGAAAAAAUAGGAUUUUACAUCACACAUUGUUUUAUUAAAUAAUGGUCCAGAACCAAGUGCAAGUAUUAUUAGGAAAGGAAGAUGUUUAGAUUAAUUGGCCUAAUGAUAAUAUUUUGCAAACAACAUUAGAAUGUGUUGACCAUUGAAAUGGUUUAUUUAAUUAUUUUAUUUGUUUGUUUGUUUGUUUUUUUUUGUUUUUGGGGGUGGCUAGUAAUAUGUUGAUUGGUAGAACGAUGUAGACGGAGAAACAGCGAUUGUAAUAUCUAGCUGAAUGUUACAGAGAGCAGGAAAUUGAGUUUUAAUGAGGUAGUCAGGUUCAGCUUGGGAUGGUCUAAUUCCUUUGUGCUCCAUUUUUUAAAGAUCAAAUUAAAAAAAAAAUAAAAAAAAGAAGAAACAAAACACAAUUUCAGGAAAAUGAAUGACUACACCAAGAGCUAAAUCCAUGUACCCACUACUAAAUGGGGAGAAAUCUUAUUGUUAUUUGCAUCUAUUGCCUUAGUCCAUUAUGAAGGUUUAAUACUACUGAUGCAAGGAGGAUUCGACAGCUCUAUGCCUCUAAAGACAUUGAGGGGGGUGGGAAACGAAUGCUGGGGGGGACAACACUGUGUCUUUGCUGACUAUUGGAGGACAUUCUUCAUUCCCCGUCACAACUAUACAAACUGAGGUCAAGAAGAAAAAUGCAUCAAAAGGGCAGUAAACUAGCUGGAAAAUAUUUGCCAAAUUGUGACACUAAUGUGUACAGUUUUGCACAGUUCAAUGGAAAGACUUGAAUUCCAAAACUUGAUUUCCGAGUGGAAUUAAAAGGAACUUCCUUCAUCCUUGUGGAAUUCUUUGAGACAUUUUGGGGUUUUGUUUCAUUUUUUUUCAUUUGUUUUCCCUUCUUCUUAUCUUUGGGGGUGGGAGAAAAGUAUGCAGGUGAAGGUUGGUGAUAUUGUAUGUAUUCAUAUGUUGAAAGGAUAAGAAAAAAGAACAAGUGCUCAUAUUGGUGUUUGGGAGGGAGGGCAUGUGGGCGGGUGAAAAGGGAGUGAUUUUUUUUUUGUAACAAGCAAAAAUGCCUGGUAGAACAUUUUUAGUUGCUUCAGGCAUUCUAUCUUUUGUAAAAUAACUGUGACCUCUGUGUGAAUUCCUGUGUAUUAUAUGGACUAUGGACUAAUGUCAAACUGGGGGGAGGGUAAGGGAUGGACUCUUGGUUAUCAUCUUUUUACCACGCAUGUGUGAGUGAUUGUUUAUGCCAAGUAUGAAUGUGGGAGAGGACUUGGUAAAGGGGGGGAGAGAGGGGCUGCUAGAGAUGAAACCAUAUCAAGCAUGGUCUUGACAGAGAUGGACAGCCUAAUGAAAAAUGUCACUCCUACAGUUGAUCAAGUUCACUCUCCUUUGCCAGUACAUACUUCUCUCGCAUCUUAUGUAUUUAAUAAGUUGUCCUUAAGAGGAAAUGACUCAGAAGGUUUUUUAAACACUAUUUUAGGUAAAACAGUUAAAAAUGUAAGAAUUAAUAAGACCUACAACAUACAAAUGGCCUAAAGCUUUCGAUUUGGAAAGGGUUUCAAAAUGGUAAGACUAAUAUUAACUGAUGAAAACGGGUACUGAUUCUUAAAAUACCACAAGGUCCCAGGGAAGGCAAAUAAAAUGGUAGCUCAGUGACUUGUCACACUGUUCUAUAAGUGUAGAUGACGUAUGAAAUAAUUGCUUAAAGCCAGAAUCUUAAUCCAGUAUGGAAACAUUAUUGGUUGCUCCAGGACUGUAAACUGCACUAUUUCCACAAUUGUUAUCUCUUAAUUCUCUACCAAUUUCAUGGUCACACGGAGCGCAGGAAAUAAAUGAAAGAAUAAUUGAAAUGCAAAUUAAUGGAGAGGAAUAUUAUUCACAAACGAAUAUUUAUAGGCUUUAGAUUAUGGUUAAAUUUAACAUAGCAAUGUUAAUUGCAAAGUUCAUGGACACAGUUUAAAUAUACUCUGGGUCUAAAUUGCCAUAAUGAUUCACUAUUAAGAUUUUAUUUCAGUCUAUGAUUAAGUUAAGCUUAUGUCUUUGAGUUUUGCCCUUUAGCACAAAAUAAGUUGGAUUUUUAUUAUUCCUGGUCAACUGCAACCUGAGAUACGACAUCCAUUUUCCAGAUUUAUAUAUCUUCAGUUUAAUUUCUAAUUUAAUUUAAAAGCUAGCAAAUCUACAUAUCAGAUUGAAUUAAGUGCAUAUCUUGUUUGCUUUAUUUCAAAUCUUUUAUCAUAAUUGUUUUAUCACACUUUUGUUUUUCUAAAUUGUGGCAAAUAAACACAUCUUGUGAAAUAAUUUUCUUUUUGAAGAGCAAAUAUAUACUUUAAAGAGAUUUUUGCAGCCCGUAUACCACAAAGGCCAAAAAUAUGAAUGAACUAAUGAGGCAUGAAAGAGGCAAAGAAAGAGAAUGCUCAGUUAUAACAUUUUUCGGAGUAAAAUAUUUCUUUGAUCAACUCUGAAGUCACAUUUUUCAUGAGUGUAUGAUAACUGAAAAGAAAUGACAGGGGGAAAAAAUGAGUGAGAAUGUCAAGUUCGAUUUCAGAUUCAGAUAUCUUGUUCUGUAAAUUAAAGGGUUUCCCCCCCCCGACAUGACAAUAAAAGUUUACUUUUGUUGCGUUUUGGACUGUUAA